AUGUCGGUUCUUCAAAAAAUUGCGGAUAUCGAGGCCGAGAUGGCCAGGACCCAAAAGAACAAAGCCACCAACGCUCACUUGGGUAUUUUGAAGGCAAAACUCGCCAAACUUCGUCGUGAUUUGAUUACACCAAAAGGUGGAGGUGGUGGACCAGGAGAAGGUUUCGAUGUUGCUAAAACUGGAGAUGCCCGUAUUGGAUUCGUCGGCUUCCCGUCCGUCGGAAAAUCUACCCUUCUCUGUAACCUGGCAGGAGUCUUCUCAGAAGUGGCCGCUUAUGAAUUCACGACCCUCACUACAGUCCCCGGUGUUAUUCGUUACAAGGGAGCGAAAAUCCAGCUUCUCGAUCUUCCCGGAAUUAUCGAGGGAGCCAAGGACGGAAAAGGACGCGGAAAGCAAGUUAUUGCUGUUGCUCGCACCUGCUCUCUGAUUCUGAUGGUCCUCGAUGUGAUGAAGCCAUUGCAGCACAAGAAACUUCUCGAAUAUGAGUUGGAAGGAUUCGGAAUUCGUCUCAACAAGCAACCUCCAAACAUUGGAUUCAAACGAAAAGAGAAAGGAGGAAUCAAUCUGACAAUGCUCGUACCACAAACCGAACUCGAUUUGGAUCUUGUCAAAAGCAUUCUCGCCGAGUACCGUAUUCACAAUGCUGACGUCACUCUUCGUUACGAUGCUACAUCUGAAGAUCUCAUCGAUGUAAUCGAAGGAAACAGAGUCUACAUUCCAUGCAUCUACGUGCUCAAUAAGAUUGAUCAGAUCUCCAUCGAAGAACUCGACAUCAUCUACCGUAUCCCUCAUACCGUUCCAAUUUCCGCUCACCACAAAUGGAAUUUCGAUGACUUGCUGGAAAAGGUUUGGGAAUACCUCAACUUGAUUCGUAUCUACACAAAACCAAAAGGUCAGCUUCCCGACUACUCCCAACCGAUUGUAUUGAACGCUGAACGAAAGAGUAUCGAAGAUUUGUGUAUGAAAAUUCACAAGUCUCUUCAGAAGGAUUUCAAGUGUGCCCUCGUUUGGGGAGCUUCUGCCAAGCACAACCCACAACGCGUCGGACGAGAUCAUGUUCUCAUUGAUGAAGACGUCGUUCAGGUCAUCAAAAAGUAG
Caenorhabditis briggsae is the source of this 1098-nucleotide messenger RNA. Gene Ontology annotation, biological process: cytoplasmic translation. NCBI's taxonomy places the organism in Eukaryota, Metazoa, Nematoda, Chromadorea, Rhabditida, Rhabditidae. Gene Ontology annotation, cellular component: cytoplasm. Gene Ontology annotation, molecular function: GTPase activity; GTP binding. The transcript has 7 exons. The record is from RefSeq and is a predicted model, not a curated record. The coding region runs from base 1 to 1098 and encodes 365 amino acids.